AGCAGUGGGGCGGGUUCAGCUUGGUGAAGUUUAGCAACAACAUGGCUCUUAAGAUGGCGUCUGUCCUGGCCGUGCUGGCCGUGGCCGCCGGCCGGCCGGACCACGGCUACGGCGACUCGGUCGUAGUCGGCGAAGCCCCGGUGUCGCGCACCGUGGAGGUCGUCGACUACGUCAACCCGCACCCCAAGUACGACUUCGACUACGGCGUAAGCGACCCGUACACCGGCGACCGCAAGUCGCACGUGGAGAGUCGCAACGGCGACCGGGUGCGGGGCCAGUACCGGCUGGUCGACGCCGACGGCACCGAGCGCGUCGUCACCUACACCGCCGACGACUACAACGGCUUCCAGGCGGUCGUCGAGAAGCGACCACUGGCGUACGGCGGCGCGGCGGUCGGCCGCUCCGCCGCCGCCGGCGUCUACAACUCGGUGCCCACGGCCGUCUCGUACCAGCAGGUGGCCAAGUCGGAGGGCCCAGACGUGCCCGUGGUGCGCGAAACCAUCCGCACGGCGCCCGUUGUCGCCAAGGUGGCCCCCGUCGUCGCCAAGGUGGCCCCCGUUGUCGCCAAGGUGGCCCCGUACGCGCCCGCCCCUGCGCCUGUCGCCACGUACGCCGCCCCCGUCCCCGCCGCGGCGGCGACGUACGCCGCCGCCCCGCUCCCCGCCGGUCACGUGCGGUACGCGGCGCCCGCCGUCGGUGUCGCCCCUGCUGCCACCUAUGGACGCACUCCCGCCUCCACCUACCGCUCUGGGUACUCUGGGUACCACCGCCGCGCGUCGCCGUACAUUUACAACUACAGCUACUGAUGACGGGGCGGGAACAGGGUAACGAAUGUGCUGGCUGUUUUUCACGGCAGCGAUAUGACCAUCCAGUAUUUUCCAACAUCGUAAUGCUCCUCUGCCACACUCCAAGUGUCGGCCACGACUCUUUUGAUAUGAAUAAAUUGUUGUCAGAAUA
This is a messenger RNA of Pollicipes pollicipes, 957 nucleotides long. Its product is annotated as cuticle protein 19.8-like. The transcript has 2 exons. The coding region runs from base 42 to 806 and encodes 254 amino acids. The record is from RefSeq and is a predicted model, not a curated record. Lineage: Eukaryota; Metazoa; Arthropoda; Thecostraca; Pollicipedomorpha; Pollicipedidae. Gene Ontology annotation, cellular component: extracellular matrix.